AUGUCCACAGCACGCUUCGCUCCCCUCCUCAGAACUCGUGUGGUAGCUCCCACUCCUGGCUUCCAGGCGAUCCGAUCUAUUUCUGCUACAGCUUCGUACAACAAGGGACCUAUCGAUGCAACCAAGGACACACUCAAGAAGGCUGAUCGGACAGUAUCUGAUGCAGCAGUGAAGGGAAUUAACCAGGGUGAGAAAGCUGCCCACACCAUCAAGGAGGCUGUUGGCGCAGGAGCCCAGCAUGCUAAGGCCAAGGGAGAGGAGGCCAAGGGCGAUGCCGCGAAGGUUGCUGGCCAAGGACAGGGGAAGGCAGAGGAAGCUCUAGGCGAGGCCAAGGGGAAGACAAAAGAGGCAAUGGGUACGGUUGAAGGGAAGGCCAAGGAGGCUAAGAACCGCAUGUAA
Messenger RNA from Penicillium canescens, 399 nucleotides. RefSeq lists its product as uncharacterized. The record is from RefSeq and is a predicted model, not a curated record. The coding region runs from base 1 to 399 and encodes 132 amino acids. The transcript has 2 exons. NCBI's taxonomy places the organism in Eukaryota, Fungi, Ascomycota, Eurotiomycetes, Eurotiales, Aspergillaceae.